Molecule: messenger RNA, 1044 nt
Organism: Clonostachys rhizophaga
Lineage: Eukaryota; Fungi; Ascomycota; Sordariomycetes; Hypocreales; Bionectriaceae
Source: the annotation of a GenBank genome assembly
AUGGCAGAGGAAAACCAGCUCAUUCUCCCCAUCAUUGAUUCUCAUAUCCAUCUCUACCGAGAGAAGGACCUUGAGAAUGUCAACUGGUACAAGGCAGACGGCCCCCUAGGUGGCCCCCACUCAGUUGAGCAGUUCAAGGAAGCCGCCAAAACCUCCCCGUCGCUGCUGGGAUUUGUGUUUGUCGAGACCGAUUUCAAGUAUGACCUUGAGGCGGGUGCCGCCGAUGGCUCGGGGUGGGAGUUCCCCCUGCAGGAGGUCGAGCGACUGAAGCGUAUCGCCCUGGGCCAGCCAGAGGAUGGCGAUGGCUCCUCCGCUGAGGACGCCAAGCUGUGUCUGGGUAUCGUCCCAUGGGCCCCGAUCCCUAGCGGUCCAGAGGUCUUGGAGAGAUAUAUCGACCGUGUCAAGGAGGUCGCUGGGGACGCUUGGCCCAAGAUCAAGGGCUUCCGUUACCUGCUGCAGGACAAGCCACAUGGCACCAUGCUGGAGGAGAACUUCGUUGAGGGUCUGAAGCUGCUGGGUCGCAAGGGUCUUGUCUUCGAGGUUGGCGUUGAUCAUCAUCGUCGCGGAAAGAAGCAGCUUGACGAAUUGGUGGCCCUCAUUGAGAAAAUACAUGACGGCGUGCCUGAGGAGGAGAGAGUCACCCUCGUUAUCAACCAUCUCUGCAAGCCAGACCUUACCAUCUAUAACACCACUUCAGACCCCGCCUUCCACGCCUGGCGUACCGCCAUGUACACCCUCAGCAGCUGCUCAAAGCUGUACAUGAAGCUGUCCGGUGGAUUCUCCGAGAUGCUUGAGAGUCUCAAGAACCAGAGCGCCUCCCACAUCUUCCAAUCGACAUUCGGUUGGCUGGGCAUCAUCCUGGCCACCUUCGGGCCAAACCGUAUCAUGUUUGGCAGCGACUGGCCCGUCUGCACAGUUGGCAUUGAGGACGCCUGGGCCAGGUGGAGAGAUAUUGUUGAAAAGAUGUGCUGGAUGGCAACGUUGAGCGACGAAGACAGAGCCAUGAUUUUCGGAGGCACGGCGAAGAAGGCGUACGGACUGUAA